CCUAGUUGAAAUUUUGCAUUUUCUUUCACUUUUUGUACUCUAAACACGGCAAGGCAAACGGGCAAAAGGCAAAGGCAGUGCCUCAGCCAGCCAACUAUGGCAACUGACAUUGUCCUGUCAGUUGUCCUCUCUCUCUCUCCCUCUCUAUCUCUCUCUCCCUCUCUGUCUAACGCACAGCUGUCAAAAAUGGUGAAAAAAUUGCAGCGCCUGCGCAUUGGGAAAUGGUGAAGAAUCCUGGGUCGAUGACAAAACCAGACAGAUGGCAUUUAUUUAGCAUUACAGAACGUCAUAGACACCCAAUAAGGAGCAAUUUAAAAACAAAAAAAAUGGGUGCCACAGCCUCGUGUAAGAACUCAUCAGGCAGUGGCUAUCCCGAGCACGAUGAUCCCGCGUAUCGGAAAUGUCAGGAGCUGAAGAUGGAGCGCUGGAUACAGAUGCACUAUCAAAUGAAGCAACGGGAACAAGCACUGGCCAUAGCCAAACAUCGAGAACUCUUUUAUUGGCUAGGCGGUUUCUAUUUAAGCGCCGUCUAUGGUUGUGCCAGUUAUUAUCAGAGAAUUAAACGGGUUUCAGCUUUGGCUCCAUUACUGCCACUGACAUUUGUCAUGGGCUAUUAUACAGAUUGGGCCUAUGGCAGUAAAUUGCAUCGGAUUCAGGCUGAGGCCAAUAUGAUAAUGGAGCAUGAACAGGAAUUACUUCAUUGGCCUGGAGGUCUACCAACCGUCUCUAGUAUAGACGAGGCCAGAGUUGAGAUUGAGAUGGAGAAGAAAAUGCAUCCACAUCACAUGUAGAACUAAAAAUUGUUUCUUUCUUACUGAUCUGAUCUAAACUGAAUUGCUCAUACGCAUAAUUAUAUACAUAUAUAUAUAUGAUAUAUAGUACCUACAUCUAUCUAGCUCUUACUACACAUAACUUUCUCUCUCUAUCCGUCUAUAUGUAGUUUUUGCAGCAAUUUUUGUCAAGACAAUACUUCUUAUAUGAAAUAUAUAUACACAUACAAAUAUAAGUAUAUAUAUAUAUAUAUAUAGUUAAUGAUUGAACAACACAAUUGUAGCUUAGAUAAUCUAAUAAAAUAUAUAGCUCCCAGUUGGAAACAUUUA
Messenger RNA from Drosophila willistoni, 1100 nucleotides. RefSeq names its product plasminogen receptor (KT). Gene Ontology annotation, cellular component: plasma membrane. The record is from RefSeq and is a predicted model, not a curated record. The coding region runs from base 222 to 791 and encodes 189 amino acids. NCBI's taxonomy places the organism in Eukaryota, Metazoa, Arthropoda, Insecta, Diptera, Drosophilidae. The transcript has 3 exons. Gene Ontology annotation, biological process: positive regulation of plasminogen activation.